AUGACUCAUGAACAAGUUCCAGGCAAAACGUCAAAAAAUUCGAUUGCGAUUGAUGGAAACUAUACCGGAGGAGCAAUUGGUCCUAAACUUCAAUCUGUUGUUGAAUCGAUGGGGUAUGCAACUGCAAAUAAUUCAAAUCCAGAAAUCCAACUCUACUCGAAGACCGUUUGGCAAGGAUCUACAAGAAGACGAGUAUCAGAAGAUUGGUAUUUGAAGGCAGCAGUACGACAAACAAAAGUUAUACAUUCCGGGUCAUCGCCGGUGUUGUUGCAUGGUGAUCCUUGGUUAAGAAGGCCCUUCGAAGUCUGA
Molecule: messenger RNA, 309 nt
Organism: Entrophospora sp. SA101
Lineage: Eukaryota; Fungi; Glomeromycota; Glomeromycetes; Entrophosporales; Entrophosporaceae
Source: the annotation of a GenBank genome assembly